Messenger RNA from Phragmites australis (common reed), 1580 nucleotides. Its product is annotated as tyrosine--tRNA ligase 1, cytoplasmic. Gene Ontology annotation, molecular function: tyrosine-tRNA ligase activity; ATP binding. Bases 119 to 1255 code for a protein of 378 amino acids. The transcript is spliced from 9 exons. Gene Ontology annotation, biological process: tRNA aminoacylation for protein translation. The record is from RefSeq and is a predicted model, not a curated record. NCBI's taxonomy places the organism in Eukaryota, Viridiplantae, Streptophyta, Magnoliopsida, Poales, Poaceae.
GCGGUUCUCACCCCGAGUAGUGCGCUCUCGCAAAACCCUCGCCGCCGCCUCCCACUCCCGAAGCCGAGACCCUCCCUCCUCCGCUCCUCUCCAGUCUCCACCACCACCCACCGCCGCUAUGGAUGCCUCGCCGGCCCCCGACGCAGCCCCCGCAUCCUCCUCCUCCUCCGCCGCUGCGGAAGAUCUGGCCGGUGGCGUGGCGGCGCUGAGCCUUGAGGAGCGGUUCGCGACGCUGCGGGGGAUUGGGGAGGAGUGCAUCCAGGAGGACGAGCUCCUGCGCCUUCUGCAAAACAAGCCAUUCCCCAUCUGCUACGACGGCUUCGAGCCAUCCGGACGCAUGCACAUCGCGCAGGGCAUUGUUAAGACCAUCAACGUCAACAAGAUGGUAAGGGCUGGAUGCAAGGUGAAAAUCUGGAUAGCGGACUGGUUCGCGCAGCUCAACAACAAGAUGGGUGGUGACCUAAAGAAGAUCCAGACCGUCGGUCGCUACAUGAUUGAGAUUUGGAAGGCAGCUGGUAUGAACCUUGAUGGCGUGGAGUUUCUGUGGUCCUCAGAAGAGAUCAACAAGCGCGCAAAUGAGUACUGGCCACUUGUGAUGGACAUUGCCAGGAAAAAUAACGUGAAAAGGAUAACGAGGUGCUGCCAAAUCAUGGGGCGAAGUGAUCAAGAGGAAUUGACUGCUGCCCAGAUUUUCUACCCUUGUAUGCAGUGUGCUGAUAUAUUCUUCUUGAAGGCAGACAUAUGCCAGUUGGGGAUGGACCAAAGGAAGGUCAAUAUGCUUGCUAGGGAGUACUGCGAUGACAUCAAAAGGAAGAACAAACCAAUUAUUCUGUCACAUCAUAUGCUGCCUGGUUUUAAAGAAGGCCAGGAGAAGAUGUCAAAGAGUGAUCCAUCCUCAGCUAUCUUUAUGGAAGAUGAUGAGGCCCAGGUGAAUGUGAAGAUAAAGCAAGCUUUCUGCCCUCCCAAAAUUGUUGAGGGAAACCCAUGCUUGGAGUACAUCAAGUACAUUGUUUUCCCUUGGUUUGGAAAAUUUGAAGUGGUUCGUAAGGAAAGUAAUGGUGGUAACAAGACAUUUGCAAACAUGGAUGAACUAAUUGCUGAUUAUGAGGGUGGUGCUUUGCAUCCUGCUGAUGUGAAACCUGCGCUGGCAAAAGCAAUAAAUGAAAUAUUGCAGCCUGUUCGUGAUCACUUCAACAACAACAACGAAGCCAAAGUUCUGCUUAACACUGUUAAGAAGUACAGAGUAACCAAUUAAGGAGUGGAAGUGCAACGUUUUUUUUUGGGGGAAUUCCGACCGGCUGCGAUUUUGAAUGCUGAUCCAACUCAUGGCACUACAGACCCCCCCCCCCCCCUCUUUAGCUUAUGCGUUGCUCAUUGUACAAUCUCUGAUACAGCAUUGCAUUAUGGUGGCAGGGGCCUUGUCAUUGGCCAUCACAUAGUAGCAAAUUUUUUGACAUGAUCCUAAAAUUUACCGUUGCAUGAACUGGUGGAGUUUAAAAGCAAGUGUUUGGAUGUAUAUCACGAGGUUCAGCCCAAACAGCGAUGCAUCGGAUAAAAGAUGUUGCUUGCUUCGGUUAACA